UUUUUACUUUUUUUUUUUGCCUACCAUGUUGGGAUCCCGUCAGUAAAAGAAUAAAACAAAAGGAAAAAGAAGAAAGAAGAAAAAAAAGGCCGCUGUAUCCUGGUAUGCCUCGCGGUUGGAAGAAGGGUGCUUCAUCACAAGAAGCUUCUUGACUGUGGUUCGGAUGACUGAUAGGAGGUAUCUUGUCCUCCUAUCAGCCUUUUUUUUUUGUAAGGUCGCUAUGCCAGUUUGAAUACAAUGCGACCUACUAUCGUACGUAUGGUUUUGCUGCCAAAUUGUUGGCUGCAGAUCCACCACAGAGCAAGAUUGAACGGAAGCUCUGUGGUGGAAGACGGGACUCCAGCGCAAAGGCUUUCGAUCGGUUCGAUCUUGUUCUUGAUUCUUGUUAUUUGGUUUGUGACUGGAUGGACGUCCCUGGAUGGAUGCUUAAUUGCAAUCCAUCCAGUCAAGAAGUUCUUCUUCUUUAUCCACUUGCAUGGGAUCGUUAUUUUGUUGAGGAUGACGAGUUGCGCUUUCUCUAGAAGAAACAUUAGUAUAAAAGUAUGGCAAUGACCUUAUCGCUUUACUUACGGAUUUAAACUGGGACAUGGUAAAUAAAUAAUGAG
Messenger RNA from Radiomyces spectabilis, 605 nucleotides. RefSeq lists its product as uncharacterized. The transcript has 3 exons. NCBI's taxonomy places the organism in Eukaryota, Fungi, Mucoromycota, Mucoromycetes, Mucorales, Radiomycetaceae. The coding region runs from base 238 to 552 and encodes 104 amino acids. The record is from RefSeq and is a predicted model, not a curated record.